This is a messenger RNA of Chelonus insularis, 1287 nucleotides long. Its product is annotated as odorant receptor 9a-like. The transcript is spliced from 9 exons. Gene Ontology annotation, biological process: detection of chemical stimulus involved in sensory perception of smell; sensory perception of smell. NCBI's taxonomy places the organism in Eukaryota, Metazoa, Arthropoda, Insecta, Hymenoptera, Braconidae. Gene Ontology annotation, cellular component: plasma membrane. Gene Ontology annotation, molecular function: odorant binding; olfactory receptor activity. The record is from RefSeq and is a predicted model, not a curated record. Bases 12 to 1208 code for a protein of 398 amino acids.
GACAUUCGAAGAUGGAAACGACUCCAGAUUACCAUUACAGAUAUAAUCGAUUUUUUCUCACUUCGAUUGGGCAAUGGCCCUAUCUGAGUCCCAUUUAUAAAGUAUCUAAUCUCAUCUUAACUAUUUUUUUUAUUGGUUCCCUAGGAUAUCUCCAGAUUGGUGGAAUGAUAACAGCAUGGAUUGACGUUCCAGUUUUUUUAGAAUCUGUACCUCCAACUUUAAUUGAUUUGAUGUGUUAUGUGAAAUUGGCAAAUUUUAUAUACAAUGCUGAUAAGAUGAAAAAACUCUUAGAUUUAAUUUAUGAUGACUGGAAUACCUUCAAUGAUAAAAAAGAAAGAGAAAUUUUAAAUGAAUGGGCAGAGAAUAGCAAAAAAAAUACAAUUUUUUAUGCAGGUGCUCUUUAUGGAUCUAUGGCGGUAUUCAUGUUAGGGCCUUUACUACCUAUGUUUAUGAAGCUAAUGCCAGAAGGAUUGUUACCACUUGAUGCUAAUUUUACAGAGACUAAGUUAUUAAUGUUCAAUGUUAAAUACAUAGUGGACACCGAAAAGUACUAUUAUUCAUUAUUAAUACACUCCUAUUUUGGUGCAUUGGGAUAUCUUACCGUUGCCGUUGCUAUAGACUCGAUGUUCAUGGUUUAUGUACAACAUGCCUGUGCUGUUUUCUGUAUUAUUGGAUAUCGAUUAAAACAACUGGUCGAUAAUGAUAACGUGGAUAUUAAUUUCUAUCCAUCAAUCCAAAAUGACAAAUCAUACCAUCGAAUUGUUGAAUGUAUUGUCACUCAUACCAAAGUUCUUCAAUAUGCACAACUUAUUGAGUCUGCCAACUCCCUUUCAUUUCUAUUUCAACUUGGUCUCAACAUGGUUUGCAUAAGCUUUACAGGUUUUCAGGCAUCUACAAAAUUGGAUCGGCCCGAAGAAGCAGUGAGGUUUGCAAGUUUUACAGUUACUCAAUUAUUUCACCUGUUCUUUGAAAGCUGGCCAUCGCAACGACUAGCUGAUGAAAGCAUUCGAAUUAGUGAAUACUUAACCGAAUCUCACUGGUAUUUAACUUCUAUCAAAUCGAGAAAACUGCUUCAAAUUUUCAUACUUAAAACCACUCAACCUUGUGUGCUAACUGCAGGCAGCUUAUACAUUUUAAACCUAGAAAAUUUCAGCGCGGUGGUACGUACAUCAAUGUCAUACUUCACGGUCUUAUGUUCAAUGCAGUAAACUAGUGAUUAUGAUUUUAAUGUCAUACUCAUCUACUUAUUGAUAUUGAAUUUUCAUAAUAUAAAAUUCGAUUAUUAGC